AUGAAUAAAUAAAUAAAGUUUAUUAUUUGUGUCAUAAAUAUGAGUGAAACGAGUGCUGAAUAUGCAGUUGUGGUGCAAAAUGUUUGCUUCAGUUAUGGGUCAACACAUCCGGUGUUAACACAACUCACGACUCGAAUACCAAAAGGACAAAUCUAUGCGUUGUUGGGCUCUAACGGCUCGGGAAAGACUACUCUAUUGAAGAUAAUAUGCGGUCGACUCACACCCCGAUCCGGUCGGGUAGAGGUGUUUGGAUGUAAACCGGGACCCAAUCACCCGGACAUUCCCGGACCGGGAGUGUUUGGAUGUAAACCGGGACCCAAUCACCCGGACAUUCCCGGACCGGGAGUCGGAUAUAUGCCUCAAGAGAUGGCUCUCUUUGAAAACUUUUCAAUCAAACAAAUCCUCACAUAUUAUGCAAUGAUUUACGGCAUGAGUGGCGACGCGAUGGACAGUCGUAUAAAAGAGUUAUCCGUUUUAUUACGAUUACCACAAAUGGAUAGACGGGUCGACCGUCUAAGUGGUGGCGAACGACGUCUGGUCUCUCUGUCCGCAGCACUCAUUCACUCACCGAAGCUCUUAAUACUGGAUGAGCCGACUGUAGGGGUCGACCCCCUUAUAAGGCACCAGAUAUGGGGCUAUUUGGAGGACCAAUGCCUCAAAAAUGACACAACAGUCAUAAUAAGCACUCAUUAUAUGUCUGAAGCGAUAAACGCCGGAACCGUAUGUUUCAUAUCCAACGGCCAAUCUGUAGCCUACGGAUUACCACAAGAGCUACUUUUAGACUACCGGUGCCACACAUUAGACGAAGUCUACUACAAAUCACACCAAGAAAUACAAAUAAAAAAUUCAAAUGAUAAAGUAGCAAGUGAAAUUUGCAAUGAAAUACUCUAUAACAGCAACAAAUCGGAUACAUAUCGGAAAUCAUUUGAUGGGAACCUGCUAAUAGUUUACGGAGAAAUAGAUAACAUCCCCAUAGCUAUCGUGCACCGGGAGUCCAAUGGGACGGCAAUCCUGUUCCACCAAUUCGUAGACCUAUUGGACAGUCGGUUGUUCGCCAAACGCCUGUACGACACAAACUCAACGGCAUACGAGUCGGUAGUGUUGGGCCAAAACAUACUGUCCAUUGUAUUGGACGAAGAAGAUUACUGGAUUAGAGCACUGGUAGUUUGGGACAGGUAG
Messenger RNA from Oppiella nova, 1179 nucleotides. The record is from the annotation of a GenBank genome assembly. Lineage: Eukaryota; Metazoa; Arthropoda; Arachnida; Sarcoptiformes; Oppiidae.